CAAGGGUGGACCGGGCGGCGCAUUAACGGCUCGACGCGUCUCCAUCAAUCUAGACGCGUCCAGAGCACCUGCCACUAAUAGUUCUCACCCGUCUAAUCCAAGGACACAGAUACUCUUCGAACAAUUCAUUCCACGACUUGGUUUCUCGCUUGUAUUCAUUUCCUUUCACGAUUUCCGGUGUACUGGGCCGUUGAGUACUGGGAUAGCCGCAGUGCAAUCACUUACCCCUUGACGACCUGAGACCUACAGCUCCAGACGCAUCGAGGUCCUUCAGGGCGACUUCGGCUCACAAUGGAAGACUCUCAAACGGCCGAGGACAUCGCCCUUGAGACCCCAGUCGCGGAUGUCUUUAUUCCCCCGUCCAUCAACGAUAAGGCGAUUCUCUCGGGUGACUCGUACACAUACUUCUCUCCGGUUCCUUCAACACUUCUCCCGCCAUCUUCAUCACCAACUAAGACUACCGCGGAAUCACCAGCAUCGGGGACACCGGUCUGCCUCGGCGUCGAUGAAGCCGGCCGCGGUCCCGUCCUUGGACCCAUGGUUUACGGCGUCUUCUACCUCCCUAUUCCCCUCUCUGACCCAUUGCUCCGCGAGACCCACCACUUUGAUGACUCAAAGGUGCUUACACCGGCCGUUCGGUCUCAACUGAUGGCGGCCCUCUGCACUGCCGGCUCAGAUUUGGCCGAGUCCUGCGGUUUCGCCAUCUCGGCCCUUAGCGCCCGCGACAUCUCAUCGGGCAUGAUGCGCCCCGGCGCCAACUACAACCUCAACGCCCAGGCCAUGGACGCCACCGUCGAGCUGAUCAAGGGCGUCUUCGCCCAGGGCGUCAACAUCCAGGAGAUCUACGUCGAUACUGUUGGUCAGCCGGCCGCCUACCAGGCCAAGCUCCAGCGCUUCUUCCCCGCCACCAAGAUCACGGUUGCGAAAAAGGCAGAUAGCCUGUACCCUUGUGUGUCGGCUGCCUCCGUCUGUGCUAAAGUUACUCGCGAUGCCGCGCUGGAGGUCCUCUACAAAGCACGAGCCUCUGAUUCGGCGGAGGAGGGCAUGGCUUGGGGUUCGGGGUAUCCGUCAGACGGAAGGUGCGUGUCGUGGAUGAAGUCCAAUAUGCAUCCCGUCUUUGGAUGGGGCCCCGAGUGUCGGUUCAGUUGGGGCACGGCUAAGGACAUGCUUGAGGGCAAGGGGGGUCUCAAGGUAGACUGGCCAGUCGAGGACGACGAUGAUACGGCACGGAUGACAGACUUCUUCGUUUCAGGGGAUAGGGAGCAGGAAGGCGAUGAGCUGGGAACAUGGUUCGGAAGGCCGGCUGGCCUGGAGGCGUUCUAGAGGUGAGACAUAAUGAAUACAGUAUAAGAACCAUCUUCACCUGUCCUGCUUUACAUUCUCUCUGACGGCUUCUGCGGCCUGUGUACGAAGAUAUAGAGUGUGUAUGAGUGGGUGAGAAUGACUUUAUACUAUUGAUCUCCUCCACCCCCUUGAGAGCAUAGUUCAUCACGCGCGCCUGAAACAACUGUUGUGGGAAUUAUUUCUGAAUCGAGACUGUUUCCAUAGCUUUAUUGGAUAUACUCAAUGCCUUUAC
This is a messenger RNA of Colletotrichum navitas, 1576 nucleotides long. Its product is annotated as ribonuclease HII. NCBI's taxonomy places the organism in Eukaryota, Fungi, Ascomycota, Sordariomycetes, Glomerellales, Glomerellaceae. Gene Ontology annotation, cellular component: ribonuclease H2 complex. Gene Ontology annotation, molecular function: RNA-DNA hybrid ribonuclease activity; RNA binding. Bases 292 to 1323 code for a protein of 343 amino acids. Gene Ontology annotation, biological process: mismatch repair; DNA replication, removal of RNA primer. The record is from RefSeq and is a predicted model, not a curated record. The transcript has a single exon.